CAUGCGUUCAUUUCUUCUAUAUCUUAACACUCCCGUUAAUGUUUACUACGAUAGCCCGUACAUUUUGUUAGAAAUAAUCAGUUUAGAAAAAGAUGUUCGAACUUUAUGGACUCAGUAAGGAUGGAAUGUUAUAUCGCUCACCACCACCAAACCGAAAAGAUGUUGAUAUAUUGGAGACUUGCUUACAACUUUCUUCACCAGAAAUUAUGAGAAAAUUGCCUAAUGGCGAUGCUUUGCAUCACGUUAAGGAAGCAAGCGUUUCAACUUCAUUGGAUAAAAACAAAGAUGCCUCGAGAGAAAAUGGACGUAACAUGAGACGAAAAUGGAUAGUAAUGGCAGGAUUUUUUUUCCUUGGAUGCGCUUUGGUCGCUAGUGUUGGAUUACCGUUAGCAUUAGAACUUCGAAGUUCUCAUCUUUUGGAAGCGAGAUUGCAGGUUGUUCGGAGAAUGCUUUCAGAAGUUCCAUUGAUCGAUGGUCAUAAUGAUUUUGCUUGGAAUUUACGAAAACAUCGUGGAAAUACGAAACUGCAAGACUUCCCAUUUGACGAAGACGUCUCAAGGAACUCCAGUUGGGGUCCUCAAUGGCAAACCGAUCUUGUACGCUUACGUCAAGGUAUCGUAGGUGCACAAUUUUGGUCAGCAUAUGUUCCCUGCGAGGCACAAUUUCUAGAUGCUGUACAACUGACUCUCGAGCAAAUAGAUGUAGUAAGAAGACUUACCUCGAAAUAUCCGAGGAAGAUAAGACUCGUAACUACAAGUGGUGAACUCGAAAAGGCUCACAAGGACAGUGUUAUCGCUAGUUUAGUUGGAAUAGAGGGGGGUCACAGUAUCGGCACUUCUAUGGCGGUACUUAGAAGUUUCCAUCGUCUUGGUGCACGUUAUAUGACCUUGACACACAAAUGUAAUACACCCUGGGCAGAUUCCUGUUCCGUUGAAGAUCCAGAUAGAAUAGCACCCGCUGAUUUUCAAAGCGACGGUCUUUCCACUUUCGGUAAAGCUGUUGUCAGAGAAUUGAAUCGAUUAGGAAUGCUCGUUGAUCUUUCUCACGCUUCGAUCAGAACUAUGAAAGAUGCGUUAUCUAUAACAAAAGCACCUGUUAUAUUUUCGCACAGUGCGGCUCGUUCUCUUUGCAAUUCAUCCAGUAAUGUACCGGACGAUGUACUCAAAAAUUUGUCCGUUAAUGGUGGCUUAGUCAUGGUCAGUUUCGAUAGUACACAUCUUAGCUGCGGAAACAAGGCUUCCAUGAAAGACGUUAUAGCUCACAUCAAUCAUAUUCGCGGAGUAGCUGGUGUUAAUCACGUUGGUUUGGGUGCUGGUUAUGAUGGAAUCUUAAGUCCACCUACAGAGCUUCCAGAUGUUUCAGGAUAUCCAUUGUUAUUAGCGGAAUUAACAAGAGAUAGACUAUGGUCCGCUUCCGAUAUCAAGAAACUAGUCGGUGGAAAUUUGUUACGUGUAUUGAAGGAAGUUGAAAAUCAUGCUAUUGUUGCAUUACAUCAAUCACCAGCCGAAGAAUGGAUAUCGCAAGAACUCAUUGAAGAUUCCUUUAAUUGUAUAAGCAUAGAUGUUUCAAUUUGAUCAUUUCAAUUUAAAGAAUUGAAUUUCAUAAACUUACUCAUGUUAAGUAAUUUUAAUAAUUAUCCAGUUUCAUGGAUAUCCUUAGGAUAACGCUAGAAACGAAUUGUUUUCUCUACGAAAGAUUAUUUUUUGUUUAACAGCAUCGAUAUAAAACGUAGAAGGGAAAAUGCUUUAAUUAUUUUCGUCUAAUGUUUGUGUUUAUAAUGAUAUUGCAAAAUCUUUUAAAGAAGUGCCCUUCUUAUCAGGGCACUUUUCAGGGAAUCUUUUCAGAAAUGCCCUUAAAGUUUAACACGAUCAUUGAAAUGGGGUGUACCUCGCCUCAAUAAUUUUAUACUUUUCAAUCAAAGAUUAUCAAACUAUCAGGUUCUCAAACAGUGUUCCAUUUAAUUAACAAUUUUUUAUACAUGCUCAAUCAUAAAAUAAAUCCUCACGAAGAUGAGGAUAAACUGAAAUAAACGAUUGCUAUCACGAAAAGAAACUGCCAAAAUGAGGAUGCACGUGUUAACAACCUAUGCUCUAAAAGAUUAAAUAAAAUUGUUGAAUCUUAUAGGAGCAAUCUUGAAUGGUAACAUUUAAAACUUUUGGCCUUUAUUAAACUAAUUUUCAACGUUACAUUUUUUCAGAUAUUUCAAACGUGUUAAGAAAAGUAUGACGUUUUAAACAAAAUAUAUAAACAAAUUAACUUAUCUUAAAUAAUAUGACAUUGUUAAAUAAUA
This is a messenger RNA of Polistes dominula (European paper wasp), 2290 nucleotides long. Its product is annotated as dipeptidase 1. Gene Ontology annotation, molecular function: metallodipeptidase activity. The record is from RefSeq and is a predicted model, not a curated record. NCBI's taxonomy places the organism in Eukaryota, Metazoa, Arthropoda, Insecta, Hymenoptera, Vespidae. Gene Ontology annotation, biological process: proteolysis.